Messenger RNA from Halteromyces radiatus, 192 nucleotides. RefSeq lists its product as uncharacterized. The annotation marks the transcript as partial. Gene Ontology annotation, molecular function: nucleic acid binding. The record is from RefSeq and is a predicted model, not a curated record. Lineage: Eukaryota; Fungi; Mucoromycota; Mucoromycetes; Mucorales; Cunninghamellaceae. The transcript has a single exon.
AUGAAAAACGAAUGCAACUUGUCAUUUAAAAAGGUACAGCUUCACUCAGUAGUCAGAAAUAGUGACGACAAUAUCGACAAACGGUACGACUGGAUCAUCAAAUGGACACGAACGGAUAUGGAUUUUCUUGGAAACUGUAUAUUCAUCGACGAAUCUGGAUUUCAUAUCAACAUGAGACGUGGUUUGGCAUGG